Protopolystoma xenopodis is the source of this 624-nucleotide messenger RNA. The record is from the annotation of a GenBank genome assembly. NCBI's taxonomy places the organism in Eukaryota, Metazoa, Platyhelminthes, Monogenea, Polystomatidea, Polystomatidae.
AUGACCCUCAGGCGGCCUCGGUUGAUUAGUUCGCUCAACGCAAAAGCGGUCGCAUUCGCCUGCCUUCUGUUUACUCGCACCUCGCGCCAGCGCGCCGACUCUCUGUCGGCGAUGAUUGCACUCCAAUAUGCUCGUUCCCACCCUCAGCCGGCCAUACGCAACCAGCCCAGAUCAGAUUCGUUAACUCCUUUAAAUUCACACCUCAUCCCACAGACUAGGGUUCCGCGCACUGUCGUCCACUUAGUCUCGCUGAUAAUCAUUCAUUGUACGUGUGCUCUUCAUUCUGUUGAGGAAGAUGCCUCACCACAAUCCGAAUGGGCAUUGCUUCGGCUCUGGCGGCCCCGUCCGUCCACUUCUCCCUCCAAACAAAAUGCAACUUGCAAAGCCCAGCGCCUCGUCAUAAAUAGCAAAGCUUCACUUGCUAGCACCGACACACACGCUCGACCGCGCCCACACUCACACCAUUCGCCCAUGUUGUUGCCUCAGUCUCGUACCCACUCACUUAUUCUCUCAGUCAGAACUCCGGUCGUGCACACGCGCAUUUCAUCGGGAACUGGCGAAUUCACGGUUAUGAUGACCUUCAAAGUGUACAUGACCAACGCUCCUCAUUCUGUGAUUGCCUGA